Adineta steineri is the source of this 1314-nucleotide messenger RNA. Lineage: Eukaryota; Metazoa; Rotifera; Eurotatoria; Adinetida; Adinetidae. The record is from the annotation of a GenBank genome assembly.
AUGACACAUACUAUGAGUAAAAAUAAACAACAACAUUAUUAUACAAAUAAUAUCGGAGCACCAUCAUAUUCAUCAUCAAGUACAUCAUCAUCAUCAACUUCAUCAACAGCAGUUACUUCAACAAAUAAUGAAAAUGAACCUGGAGAUUUUCUUAUCGGUUAUGGCGCAUUUGGAGUUAUAUGGGCAGUUACAGAUCCUCGAACAAGUCGACGUGUUGCAUUAAAAAAAAUGCCGAAUGUAUUUCAAUCAGUUAUAGCUGCUCGACGAGCAUUUAGAGAAAUAAAAAUGCUUUGUACAUUUCGACAUGAUAAUAUUCUUCAAGCUGUUGAUAUUCUUCAGCCACCUAGUCAGAUAGAAUUAUUUAAAGAAGUGCAUAUUUUAACAGAAUUAAUGCAAAUUGAUUUACAUAAAAUCAUUGUUUCACAACAAGCAUUAUCAAUAGAUCAUUGUAAAGUUUUUCUUUAUCAAAUUCUUCGAGGAUUAAAAUUUCUUCAUUCAGCUGGUGUUCUUCAUCGAGAUUUGAAACCUGGAAAUCUUUUAGUUAAUAGUGAUUGUUUAUUAAAGAUUUGUGAUUUUGGUUUAGCACGAACAGAAGAAUUAGAUAGGACUAAACGUAUGACACAAGAAGUAGUAACACAAUAUUAUCGUGCACCAGAAUUAUUACUUGGUGCUCAACAUUAUUCAUAUGCAAUCGAUGUUUGGAGUGUUGGUUGUAUUUUUGCAGAAUUACUAGGGAGAAGGAUUUUAUUUCAAGCAUCAUCACCUCUUAAACAGCUUGAUUUAAUCGUUAAUUUACUUGGUACUCCACCAUUAGAUGAAAUAGCGUCAGCAUGUGAUGGUGCUAAAUCUUAUAUCCUAUCGAAAACUUGGCGUGCUCCUAAAGUAAACACUCUUUAUUCUCUUUCGAAAAAUGUUACACAUGAAGCUGUACAAUUUCUAUUAAAAAUGUUAACAUGGGAUCCAAAAAAACGGAUUACUAUAAAUCAAGCAUUAGAAAAUAAUUAUAUUCAUGAAGGACGUAUACGUUAUCAUUCAUGUAUGUGCCAUUGUUGUUUUUCAACACCUACUGGAAGACAAUAUACAAUGAAUCUUGAACCUGUUCGAGGUUUUCGUUAUGAUGAUUCAGAUGAAAAUUUUUCUAGUUUACGUCAAGCUAAAGAAUAUAUGCAUAAAUUAUUAACAGAAUUUAGUCAAGCAAAUACUGUACCACUAAGGCUUAAUCAUGAUUCGCCAUUAUAUAAAACAUUUGCCACAUCACAAGUAGCUCAAGCACAUGAAUUACCGCCAUCACCUGUUGCUUGGGAUAAGCUUUGA